AGAGGGUUGAGGGUGUUCGUUGGCGGUGGCGGGGUGCGUGUAGGGGAUGCGAGAGGAGGGAUGCCAGGCCGCCCGCCGGUUCACCCUCACUAACCCUCGGCUCGCUCGACUCUUCAGUGCGGCCUGAACGGUUAACCGGCCUACUUCUCUCUCUCUUUCUGCGCUCGCCGUUUUGGUCCCGCCGCUGCCAAUUUUCGUCGUCGUCGCCGUCGUCAUCAUUAUCAUCAUCGUCGCCGUCGUCAUCAUCGUCAUAGUCGUCGGCCCGACAUCGCCGCACCGUCAACACCAUCGUCAACACCGCAGGCCGAUCGGUGUUUUCAAUCUGGAUGUAGUAACAUCGCGCGAGAAGAAAUGUGAGACAAGAAAUCCUAUCAGAAAAGGACUCUGUUUUCCCUCUCGCCCUCUCUCUAUCUAUCUCUCUUCCCGUCUGCGAGUAGCUCGCAAUCUCCGCGGCGGCUCGCCGCUGCGGAUAGCCGGCCUAAAAGGAAGAGGAGGGUGGUUGUUCGCUCGCUCAUGAGUGAUUUUUUUCUCGCGCGGUAGUGUUGGAGACUGUGACUACUUGCCGAAGAGAGUUAACGUAUCGCGAGGAGACGCUGGGACACUCGGGGAAGAUUGCUCUCUAUUUCGCUCUUUUCCUCGUCGACGACGUUCCGCCAACGGACGACGACGAACAGACGCUACCUCGCUUCGCAGCGAGACGGACGAUGCUCCACGAACAAAGAAUGUAGACGGAGAGGGGCAGGGCAAGAGAGCGGAUCUGCCUGUCGCGGAUUCGGAGGAGGACAUCGCCGUUGUCUGAAAUCUAAUCGAGCACCUUCCUCGCGUCUUCCUCGCUCCGAGCAGGCAGGAUGUCGAAUCCUAAAAGUUCCUGGCGAACCGGCCCCGGCAGACUGGAGGUCCUCUUGGCGCUGAGCUUGAUCCUGCUCCUCCUGCAGCCGGAUCCUUGCCGCAGUUUGCCGUCUCAUCGUAGCAGACAUCACGAACACGAGCUGCACGUCGCGCAGGAGGCAUCGUCGUCGUCGUCAUCGUUGUCGUCGCGCGAAGAAUUCGACGUCAGGAGUUCCAGGAUCAGUGAGGAGCUACCGCGAGCGUCCGCCUUCACCGGCGAUCCGAUGGUCAUACGUAUCAGGAAGGGUAUGGUCCGCGGCAAGACUCUAACCGCCACCACUGGCAAGGAGGUCGAUGCCUGGUUCGGCAUACCUUACGCCCAAAAACCUCUUGGUCGGCUGAGGUUUCGCCAUCCGCGACCGGUCGAACGCUGGUCGGGCGUGCUAAACGCGACCACUCUGCCGAACAGCUGCGUGCAGAUCCUCGACACGGUGUUCGGCGACUUCUCCGGUGCCACCAUGUGGAAUCCGAACACGCCGCUGAGCGAGGACUGCCUGUACGUGAACGUGGUAGUGCCGCGACCUAGGCCUACGAACGCCGCUGUCAUGGUAUGGAUAUUCGGUGGCGGCUUCUAUUCCGGCUCGGCCACUCUCGACGUGUACGAUCACAAAACCCUUGUCUCGGAGGAGAACGUGAUCGUGGUGUCGAUGCAAUAUCGCGUGGCUAGUCUCGGCUUCCUGUACUUUGGCACGUCCGAUGUGCCCGGUAACGCCGGUCUCUUUGAUCAAAUGAUGGCCCUGCAGUGGGUGCGCGACAAUAUUGCUGCUUUCGGUGGCAAUCCCGAAAACGUCACGCUCUUUGGCGAGAGUGCGGGCGCGGUCUCUGUCUCCAUGCACCUUCUCUCACCGCUUUCCAGGAAUCUGUUCAACCAGGCCAUCAUGCAAUCGGGCUCACCGACCACGCCGUGGGCGAUAAUCUCGCGUGAAGAAUCGAUCGUACGCGGCAUCCGGCUGGCAGAGGCGGUCGGUUGUCCGCACGAACGCGACAAUCUGCGCGAAGUGAUUGACUGUUUACUGACAAAAGACGCGGAGGAGUUGGUAAAAAACGAAUGGGGCACUCUCGGGAUCUGUGAGUUUCCGUUCGUGCCAGUGAUUGACGGUGCAUUCCUCGAUGAGACCCCGCAACGUUCUCUCGCAACGUCGUCCUUCAAGAAGACCAACAUCUUAAUGGGUUCCAACACUGAGGAGGGUUUUUACUUUAUCAUUUACUAUCUCACGGAACUGUUUCGUAUCGACGGUACUGAGGAUGUGAAGGUUACGCGUGAUCAGUUCAUCAGCGCCGUGUCCGAGUUGAAUCCCUAUGUGAAUCAGAUCGGUCGGCAUGCCAUUAUCUACGAGUACACAAACUGGUUACAUCCAGACGAUCCCAAUUCGAAUCGCGAUGCUCUUGACAAGUUGGUCGGAGAUUACCAGUUCACCUGCAACGUCAACGAGUUCGCCGGCCGUUACGCCGACACCGGCAAUACUGUCUAUAUGUACUACUUCAAGCACAGAUCCGCGAACAAUCCAUGGCCGCGAUGGACUGGAGUCAUGCAUGCCGACGAGAUAAGCUAUAUCUUUGGGGAACCGCUGGAUCCAACCAAACCCUUUACGCAAGAGGAGAUUCAUCUCUCAAGGAGAAUGAUGAGAUACUGGGCAAACUUUGCAAAGACGGGGGAUCCGAAUGUGGGCGAUGCCGGUGGAUGGUCGUCGGCUUACUGGCCGCAGCACACCGCCGCUAAUAAAGAGUACCUGACCUUGGACAUAAACAGCACGGAGAUCGGUAGUGGGCCCAGGGUGAGACAGUGCGCCUUCUGGAAGAAAUACCUGCCGCAGCUCCUCAGCGCUACGUCAAAACUGGAAAUCGCGUCCAAGGAGACCUGCAGCGGCACGAGCCUUGCCAACUCCGGCACGACCCGGAUACUCCUGAUCUUGAGCCUGUUAUUGACCGGCCUCACUAUUCUGCCUCACAUCCAGCACGACGUCAGAGGCAUCGUUUAGC
Cataglyphis hispanica is the source of this 2868-nucleotide messenger RNA. RefSeq names its product acetylcholinesterase-like. Bases 849 to 2867 code for a protein of 672 amino acids. Gene Ontology annotation, cellular component: plasma membrane. NCBI's taxonomy places the organism in Eukaryota, Metazoa, Arthropoda, Insecta, Hymenoptera, Formicidae. Gene Ontology annotation, biological process: choline metabolic process; acetylcholine catabolic process. The transcript is spliced from 9 exons. The record is from RefSeq and is a predicted model, not a curated record. Gene Ontology annotation, molecular function: acetylcholinesterase activity.